Scophthalmus maximus (turbot) is the source of this 866-nucleotide messenger RNA. RefSeq names its product nuclear receptor 2C2-associated protein. Bases 13 to 534 code for a protein of 173 amino acids. The transcript is spliced from 5 exons. The record is from RefSeq and is a predicted model, not a curated record. NCBI's taxonomy places the organism in Eukaryota, Metazoa, Chordata, Actinopteri, Pleuronectiformes, Scophthalmidae.
AAACUGCCGCCCAUGGACGUCACUGUCGCAAAACGAGAAGAAGAAAAAAAAACUCGUGUCCGCUUCGCUUUACGGCAGAAUGUAAUUCCAAAAAAAAGAACAGUCGACAUGGCGUCCUCGGUGAUAUGCAGGGAAACACAGAGCAGGGUGAGCUCUGUGCUCAACAGAGAUGUGAAGCAGUACGGGAAGAAGUUCAUGUUCGACUGUAAUGAAGAGACGUGCUGGAACUCAGACCAGGGUGAAUCUCAGUGGGUGUCUCUGGAGUUCCCCCAGUCCGUCAGGGUGUCCGAGGUAAAGGUCCAGUUCCAGGGAGGCUUCUCGGCAAAAACAUGCCGACUAGAAGGAUGUCCAAAAGAUGGAGACUUUACGGCGAUCAGCCAUCUUUACCCAGAAGACAACAACUCACUUCAGAGUUUUCCCAUACAGGAGGCCCCUGCAGUGGACAAAGUAAAAAUAAUGUUUGAGAAUAGUGCCGACUUUUUUGGGAGAAUAAUUGUGUAUUCCUUGGACAUCCUGGGGGAAAAGGCUUCGUGACCAUUUUUUAACCCUCUCAUGAGAGAGGAAGUGACCCCUGGGUAAAGUACACGGGAUGGUGUGGUGGCACUUGGGAAACAUGUCAUCUGCACUGCCACCUACUCAACUGAUGUGAAUGUGGCCUUUUUUGGAAUGGGUUCGCUAUCGGGGAUCCGACAGGCAAUCUCUCUUCAUCACCCGAACAGUGGAGGCUUUGCGUGGAGUCUGAACCAGAGUUAUAAUCGCAGAGUCAGUGGGUCUGUUGUGAUGAUGAAAAUACUUGUAAUAUGUGCCUAUUUACAUAAGUGGCAUUCCAGAAGAACAAACGGUAUAAAAAUACAUUUUUAUUCAAA